UCUAUUUUGCGGGCAAAAUGUCGCUGUUCUUGAUUGUCAAGCUAUUUUCUCAUCGUAAUGUUCCGUUCUGGCGCAUAGUAUGUAUGAAACGCCGUGGUUUGGCGUGUGCGUUCUAUUUUAUUUUAGACAAGACUUGACGGCUGUUUAAAAAAACUUCAUGGCUCUUUGUUCGAUUUUGUUAUACCAUUGCUUAGGUUUUUCGUAAACAACACGAACAAAACAACGUGAAAUUUCAAUGAAGUGGGUGGAAAAUCGUUAUUGUAUCUAGUGAAAAACCUAGGCAUUUCAUCAAGACCGCCUAAACGUUGAACUACAUCACGGUACUCAAUGGAAGAAAAGAUGGAGAGUGAACACAGUUACAGUGGGGAGAGCAGCAGCUCUUCCGAAUCAUCAAGCGGCAGUUCGGAGGGAGAUGAUGAGGUGAUGGAGCCGGUGCGCAUCAUGGGCCAGUCCUUGGAGCUCCCACAAGAGCUCUGCGAAGACUACUCUGUAUUCAAAGAGUUUUUUUCUAUGAAGACUUGGGAUGCUUUGGAAGAUAAACACAAGGAAGAACUAAGUAAACUCCUGCCCAAAUUCACUGAAAAUGAGGAAGAAGAAAAGGAGAAAACUAUAAAAAUGCUUUUUAACCAUGAGCCUUUUCAUUUCACAUCACCUCUUGGUGAUUUUUAUAACAAUUUAAGACAGGGUAACUACAGACCAGAUAUAGCUAAAAUGAGAAAGUUUUUAAUGAAAGCAAGAGCUAAACAACAGAAGCAUAAGAUGAAGUCAUAUUAUGCCAAAAUAUUACCAGAAGUAUUAAUAUCCCGUGAGAGAUUACUAGCAGCUGCCAAAGCGGCUCCCCCAGGACCAAUACCACGCCUUCCUUUAUUGCCGCCAAAACCUUCAUCCAAGAAUAACUUCAAACCAUUAUAUUUGAGAGCUAAACAGAGAUAUUUUGAAGAGUUGGCAGCUAUCCGGGGUGAAGUGGGAGGAGAUGAAUCUGAAGAUGAGAACUAUCCGGAAGGUCCACCAGAGCAGUCUAUGAGGAAAAGAAAACAAGUGACCCCUGGCCAAAUGGCUGAUGGCAAUGUAUCUGGGACGUUAGGUGGUUCAGAUCAGUCUAACUUAACGUCUUUGGAAUGUUUAAAGAAUGUUUUGGCAGCACAUAGGACAAGAAGGCAAUAUAGAGAGAAUCAUCCAGAACUAAAUACAUCAGGCAUAACAUUAGAUGACAUCAAGCAGAGAGUGGCUCUUGUGAAUGGUGCUAAAAAGCUUAUGUUCGGAGGCCAAAAGAGUGGAUCACCACUACAAAAAUUAAGGAGAGGUCCAAAGAAAGAUGGUAUUAGUAAAAGUAAAGCCUCUGACAAAACAGUCAAAAAGGGCAAGGAGGAAUCAUAUGAGAGUGUUGAAAAUAAACCUUUACUGCCAAAUAUAAAGAUUAAAUGUGAAAGAGAAGAGUCUGAUUCAGAAAGCUCAUCAUUUGUAGACCCCAUUACUAGUCCUAAGUCCUCUAAGAAGGUUGACCAAGUUGAAAUUAAGCAGGAAGUUAUUGAUAAAUACCCUAGUAAUAUGUCAAACCUCAACUACAACGAUGCAAAGUUAGAGAGCAUAGUUAAACAAGAGCCUCCAGAUACUAUGAUGCCAAUGCAGAAUUCUGCACGGGCAGCCAUACAUCAGGCAGUGCCAAUUAAACUGGAGGAUUUGGAUGGAAUUGGUAAGUUACCAAACAUACUUGAUAAUAAGUAUGAUAAUCUUGCUGCAAGAGCCUCUGCACAUCAAGCAGUUCCCAUCAAACUGGAAGACUUGGAUGGUAUUGACAUGAUGGCAUUACCAGUAGAAUUAGCAGACGAUUCCGGUGAAGUGAUCCAAGUGGAGACAUCUACGGAGACAGUGGAGGAAUCACCUGUGGACCCUGACGAGUCUCUGACGGAGACGACUCACGCGAACUUCUUGUCGCUCGUACGUGCGUUGUUCCCCGCGCGGGCUGCACAUCGCGCGUCGAAGCAGCAGUUGCACGCGCGAUGUGCGGCGGUCAUGCGGUCGCCUAUAGCGCCGCUCAAUACUUGGUAUAAUUUAUCUGAUGAUUGGUGUGGAGAAUUAGAUUCAGCUUUAGACUUCCUUGCGGGGGAGAGAGGACAACAUCCAGAUGACUACGUUCCAUACCUACAAUUUUUGCCGGAAUCACAGAUGUAUCAAUGGAUCGGCGCGGGCCGUGACUGCGACGCUAUCUUAGGCCGGCUCUGUGAGCGCUGGCUCCGGGCUGCGUCGCCGCCGCCGCCCGCCAGUGAACCGCCGCCUCCUAGGUAUCCAACAACUUGGUCAGUCCGCCCUGCAACCGAAGCAGAAUUGGUUGAUUUCCGAGCUCAAGAGAGGCGGAGAUUUUCAACGGCAGCCAAACCCUUCACUUAUGUGCAGCAUGGCUACCGCUCGGUGGUGGGCCCGUGCGCGCGCGGCUGGGGCGGCGGCGGCGCCGUGCUGCAGGCCGCGCGCCCGCGCCACGCCGCGCUGCCCGCGCUCGUGCGCGACGCGCUCGCGAGGUUGCCCAACGGAGAGGGCACCCGCCACCACGUCGUCACGCUGCUCAGAAUGUCACAAUGGGUAGCUAACUGCAGUGAUCAAACUCUGCUGAGCGCGGUAUCUUCAGUAUUAGACAGACUUCUAUCCGCCAAGCGAGACCCUGUCGUGAAAUAUGACCAGAGAACGGCUGUGUGGACUUAUCUACAUAGGCAUAGGAGCGAAGAAGACUGGCUGAAGAUAUCGAGCGGUCGCGGUCGCAGCAGUAAGGUGGGCAGCAUGCUGCUGUCGCCCACGCCGCCGCAAGGCAAGCCCGGCCCGCCCGCGCCGCCCGCCCCGCCCGGGCCGCCGCGCGAGCCGCGACACACGUCGCCACAUGCCCUCACACAGAUGGAGCUAGAAGUCGGUAGUGUAGAAGAAGUCGUCGAAAAUGCAUCCGAUAGUGACGUAGACGUCGACGACAGUGGACAAACCUCCUCCGUCCCUCACCUUUCCUCGGCCCAACUACUAAUGCAAGCUACACAAGCUUCACAAGGCAAACAAGUCGCGUUACCGCCCAAACCGAAAGGGAAGCUUGUCGCCACGCCCCCUCCGAAAGCAAAGGUCAACGCCCCGCCGAAAACUGCCCCAACAGUCAAACAACCCGCAAAGCAAUCUACACUAAUGGCCCAAUCAGCUAAGCAAGCGAAUCUACUCGCUCAGGCUGUUAGACAGAGUACUGUGAACCAAGCGAAGCAGACCACAGUCAUACAACCGCCGAAACCUCCCCUCCCUCAGUCCCCUAAACAAACGACAGUCGCCCCUCAACCACCUAAACCUGCCAAUGUUCCUCAAGCUAAGCAAACGACGGUCAUAUCCCAAGUUAUUAAACCGAAUAUAGUGAAGCAAGCUACAAGUACUAAACAAGUCAGUCAGAUGCAGCCAGCUGCUCAGUCGCCGAAACAAACGCAACAGCAACAAACUAAACAGAUCAUUGUCAACCAGGCUGGUAAUCUAUCGGGACAGUUGUCGAAAUCUUUACCUUCAGUGGUAGCAACUCCACAUAAAUCUCCACUUAUAAAACAACGGCCGUUACAGAAAGUGGAAGGGUCACAAUCUCAGGUAAUAACGAGUACAGUUGCAAGUCAGCCUAGUUUACAAACCACCACUGUGAUUCAACCAACUAGUACAACUACUGUUCAAGUAUUACAAAAUAAGGUGACACAAGGAACGCGGUCACUCUUGAUACGACCAAGUCCGGUACAAACUACUGUCACGGCCGUAGUGUCCACACCAACUACUCAGGUAACACCGACGACGAGGCGUGGUGUUGUCAGAGUACUAAGUCCGGCCACUCCAGCAUCAGGAAAGUCGCUAAUAUCGCCGCGAGCGUUAAUGCAACAAGGUACACCCGCGGCUAAGAAGAGGCCCACAGUGCCAAAUGCUACGGCGGUUACAACUGUAGCGCAGAGCACGCUGGGUGCUACGUCAGUAGUAAGCAGCGCGGUGACGUCAGCGCCGCGAGCUGUGCCGCUGGCGGGCACCCGCACCGUGCAGUUAGCGGGUCAGCAUGUGCAGCUCGCGGGGCAGCACGUGCAGCUGGCGGGGCAGGCCGUGCAGCUGGGCGCCGGCCACACGCUGCAGCUGUCCUCGCUGCAGCUGCCCGUGCGCCUGCCCAGCGGACACACCGUGCAGCUCGCGGCGCCCGUGCGUCUGCCGCCGCGCCCGCCCCGCCCCGCCCCGCCCACGCACAUACCCGCCUCCACUGUCCAGCUCUCCGGACAAACCGUCCAGAUCGGCGGACAGAGUGUACAGCUCACCGGACAAAGUGUACAGUUAACUGGCCACACAGUCAAAUUACCCAGUGGACAAAGUGUUCAAGUAGCAAGUCAAAGUGUAUUGCCGUCGCAAAGUGUUCAACUACCCAGUGGUCAAACCGUCCAAUUAGCGAGUGGGAAUAUGCAAACUGUGCUUAGCGGAUCUAAUGUUCAAUUGUCAAGUCAAAGUGUUCAAAUGCCGAGUGGUCAGACUGUGCAAUUAGGAUCACAAACGGUGCAAUUAGGUGGUCAGACGGUGCAGCUAGCUGGGCAGGCAGUUCAGUUGCCUAGUGGACAAACGUUGCAGUUGUCUAGUGGUCAAACUGUUCAGUUGUCAAGUGGGCAGACAUUGCAGUUGGCCAGCGGGCAGACUGUUCAGCUCGCAAACCAAACACCGAAGUCGUUAGCGCAAGUGGUGCGGAGUCAGUCGGCUGGCGACAAGACAACUGCUGGCCAACCAAUAGUGGCGAAAUUAUUGACAAACGCCCAGCCACAGAUGGUGUCGCUGGACGCGCGGACGCUGCAGGUGUCGGGCAUGUCGGGCGUCAGGCCGCGCGGCGCAGUGCGGGUGCUGUCGCCCGCCACGAGGCUGUCGCGGCCGUUGCUGCUGACGUCUGCUAAGCCGCUGCAUAAUAUUAUAUUACAGCAAAGUGAUGGUAACACGGUAAGAGUGCCAUCGAGUGCAGCUACGCCAUCAUCACAGACUUUAGUUUUAAGUAAUAUAGGUGCACAAACUGUGUCAACGUCGACAACAUCAGCGCCAGUAUUAAAACUACAACAGGUGAACUCAAUACAACAGGUUAAACUCGCGCAGGGAAUUAAAAUUCAACAGGCCGUGACGAGUGCGUCGACGCCGACAUCUAGCGGCGUUCGCAGCGUACUAAUGGACGGGCAGCAACUGAAAUUGGUCGGCGGCAGACACGUACUCGCGCGAAUACUGCGGCCCGCUCACCCGCCCCAAUAA
Messenger RNA from Helicoverpa zea (corn earworm), 5253 nucleotides. Its product is annotated as nuclear factor related to kappa-B-binding protein. Lineage: Eukaryota; Metazoa; Arthropoda; Insecta; Lepidoptera; Noctuidae. The transcript has 23 exons. Gene Ontology annotation, cellular component: Ino80 complex. Gene Ontology annotation, molecular function: protease binding. The record is from RefSeq and is a predicted model, not a curated record. The coding region runs from base 328 to 5253 and encodes 1641 amino acids.